Molecule: messenger RNA, 6125 nt
Organism: Paramisgurnus dabryanus
Lineage: Eukaryota; Metazoa; Chordata; Actinopteri; Cypriniformes; Cobitidae
Gene: rictora
Product: RPTOR independent companion of MTOR, complex 2 a
Biological process (GO): positive regulation of phosphatidylinositol 3-kinase/protein kinase B signal transduction; TORC2 signaling
Cellular component (GO): TORC2 complex
Molecular function (GO): protein serine/threonine kinase activator activity
Source: RefSeq, a predicted model, not a curated record
UGCGAGAGUUCCGGUGUUGUGAUGAUGAACGUCCCUGCCAACAUGGCGGUCAGCAUCCGCGGCCGUCAGCCCCGGAGUGUACGGAUGAGAGGUCGGAAUGACAGCGGGGAGGAGAAUGUACCGCUGGAUCUUACGCGGGAACCGUCAGAUAACAUGCGUGAGAUCCUUCAGAACGUUGCCAAACCGCAUGGAGUUUCCAACAUGAGAAAGCUCGGCCACCUGAACAACUUUGUUAAGCUACUGAACAGUGUUAACCACUGUGAAGAAAAACUAGGAUUUACAUAUGAGGAAAUCAUUAUUUGUCUGCGUGUGGCUUUGCUAAAUGAGGUGAAAGAAGUUCGUGCUGCGGGUUUGCGCGCGUUGCGGUAUCUGAUCCGUGAGAGCACCGUCCUUCAGAAAGUUCUUCAGCUGCAGGUGGAUUACCUGAUCUCCAGGUGUAUUGACAUCCAGCAGAGUAAUGAGGUGGAAAGAACUCAAGCACUCCGAUUGGUCAGAAAAAUGAUAACGGUGAAUGCGCAGCUGUUCCCAAAGUCGCUGACGAACUCUUUGAUCGCCGUGGCCAAUGAUGGAUUGCAGGAGAGAGAUCGGAUGGUUCGAGCCUGUAUCGCCAUCAUUUGUGAACUUGCGUUGAAAAAUCCAGAGGUGGUGGCCAAGCAGGGCGGUCUGAGCACGAUCCUUAAAAACGUUAUAGACUGUCAGCUGAGCCGCAUCAAUGAAGCACUGAUUACCACCAUACUGCACCUGCUCAAUCACCCACAAACACGACAAUACCUGCGUGCUGAUGUCGAACUAGAGCAAAUUCUUGCACCGUACACAGACUUUCACUACAGGCACAACCCUGACACAGCGGAGGCGCAGAUCAAAGAAGACCGAGAGAGUCGGUUUCUGUCCAGUAAAAUGGCCAUCGUGGCUGCGUUUCGCUCGUGGUCAGGUAUCAUAAAUUUGUGUAAAUCAGGGAACUCAGGUGUCCAGUCAUUGAUUGGUCUGCUCUGUAUACCAAACAUGGAAGUCAGGAAAGCCUUAUUAGAAGUCAUGUAUGACAUCUUCAGAUUGCCUGUUCCUAUGGUGACGGAUGAUUUUGAGGAAGCCCUGCACAGUGUCGAUCCCAGCAGGUUUCAGGACAGCUGGAGGUUAUCCGAUGGGUUUGUAGCAGCGGAGGCCAAAGUCAUAUUGCCACAUCGAGCGCGGUCCAGACCGGACCUCAUGGAUAACUACCUGGCUCUGCUACUGUCAGCCUUCAUCAACAGCGGACUACUGGAGGGUCUGGUGGAGGUGGUGACCGGCAGUGAUGGACAGAUAUCCGUCAGAGCUACUGUACUUCUCGGAGAGCUGCUAUACAUGGCCAAUACAAUUCUUCCUCACUCUCACAGUCAUCAUUUGCACUGUUUACCCACACUGAUCAACAUGGCAGCUUCCUUUGACAUCCCUCAGGAGAAACGAUUGCGCGCCAGUGCUGCGGUUAACCACCUGAAGCGUUUUCAUGAGAAGAAACGGCGCGGGCCCAGACCGUACAGCCUUUACUUGGAUCACAUCUUAUGCAGGACGGCCACUUCAACACACAAGAAGGAACAGCAUCAGCGCUCGAACAAAGAUAUCUUUAUUAUGAAGGAUACUGAAGAGGCACUGAUGAUGAAUCUGAGAGACAGUCAGAUCCUCAAUCACAAACAGAACCUGGAGUGGAACUGGGUUCUUAUCAACACUAUACUGAAGUGGCCAAAUGUGAACCUUAAAAACAACAAAGAUGAACAAAUGCACAAGUUUGUGAGGAGGUUGCUGUAUUUCUAUAAGCCCAGCAGUAAGCUAUACUCCGCUCUAGAGUUGGAUCAUGCUAAAUCCAGACAGCUGACGGUAGCCGGAUGUCAGUUCAUGCAAUUUCUCUUGGAUUCUGAGGAGGACGGUCAGAUGUAUUUAGAAGAGCUGGUGAAGGACAUCGUCCAGUGGCUCACCUCCUCAUCUGGGAUCAAACCUGAACGCAGUCUCCAUAGUAACGGCCUCCUCAACACACUUAGUCAGCACUACUUCCUGUUUCUGGGUACCCUGUCGUCACAACCAAACGGAGUCAAAAUGCUGGAGAAAUGUGGCGUGUUUCAAUGUCUUUUGAACAUGUGUUCAAUGAAAAACCAGGAUCAACUGCUGAAGUUAACGAUGUCAACGCUGGACUACAGUAGAGACGGACUCGCUCGAGUCAUUCUGUCUAAGAUCCUCACAGCAGGCACUGAUAACUGCCGUCUCUACGCCACCAAACAUCUGCGUGUGCUGCUGCGAGCUAACGUGGAGUUUUUCAGUAACUGGGGGAUGGAGUUACUGGUCACACAACUCCAUGACCACAAUAAAAACAUUUCCAUGGAGGCACUGGACAUCCUGGAUGAAGCAUGUGAAGACAAGGCGAACCUGCACACUUUCAUUCACAUGAGACCAGCUCUGUCUCAUCUCGGGGAUAAAGGACUUUUGCUGCUGUUGAGGUUUCUGUCUAUCCCAAAAGGCUUCACAUACCUCAAUGAAAGAGGAUACGUCAACAAAGAGCUGGAAAAGUGGCAGAAGGAAUAUAAUCUUAAGUAUGUGGACAUGAUUGAAGAGCAGUUGAACGAAGCUCUGACGACAUAUCGCAAGCCUGUCGACGGAGACAACUACGUCCGGCGCAGCAACCAAAGGUUACAACGGCCAAAUGUGUUUCUUCCCGUUCAUUUAUAUGGGCAGCUGGUACAUGAUAAAACAGGUUGUCUACUAUUAGAAGCAAAGGGAGUCAUCCAGGAUCUCUGCUGCGCUGUUCGUUCUCCAGUGUUGGAUAAAUGGGAAGGCAUUAAACAACUGAAAGCUGUGCUUUGGGCUCUGGGUAACAUUGGCAGCUCUAACUGGGGGCUCAACCUUCUGCAGGAGGAAAAUGUGCUUCCAGAUAUCAUAGCUCUGGCACAGCAAUGCGAGGUUUUGUCCAUACGCGGUACGUGUCUGUAUGUGCUGGGCGUGAUCAGCCAGACGAGGCAGGGCAGCGACAUGCUCAAGGUUUUAGGAUGGGACUCCGUACGGCACAGUCGCAGACAAAAGUGGCCCGUCGUCCCUGAAGAGGUGGACGCACCUCUGCCCAGUGAACUUUCAUCUGUGCCCAGCACGCUCAGCCUCACCUCGGAGUCCACCGGCUCACGGCACAACAGCGAGAGCGAAAGUCAACCGAGUUUUUAUUUGGAUGAUGGUCGCGAAGGGUUGGACAUGUACGACGACUCUUCGCUCAGCAUACACGUGAAACCUCCAAAAGACAGAAGCCCUUUUACCAUGCUGACCCCGUCGCACAUCAGAAAUCGUUUUCUGAACUCUCUUUCUCUCCCCAUUAAAAAGGGGCGAAGCUCCGGUGACUCCAAAGGCACAACUAAUUCAGGAAAGUCACCCGAGGAGCUGAGGCUCAUCCGGAGAAACCGGACGGCAACUGAACCUUCGAACUACUCUCCUGGCCGCUCGUUUAAGAGCCGCAGUCAGAGCUUUAACACGGACACUACAACCAGCGGCAUUAGUUCCAUGAGCUCCUCGCCUUCCCGGGAGCAGGCCGUAGCCAUGGAUACGGACUGCGCCAGCCUCAACACAGUGGUGAGUGCCAAAACGGUGAAAAUGCAAGACUCGCUCGGUCCUUACUCUGGCCGCGGCCACAUCCCGUUGUCGAAGUCCAAUUCCACAUCCCUGGUUCCGCCCGGGUCGGCACACACGCUUCCCCGCAGGGCGCAUUCGCUGAAAUCCCCCUCUGUGGCCACCAUCAAUAGCCUAGUGGAUUGCAGCUAUAUGUACACCAGUCAACGUGAUGCGUUGGGCUACGACAUGCUAAAACGUCUGCAGCAGCAGAGGAUCCAUCCUUCUCUUUCCCACAGCGAAGCUUUGGCUUCUCCCGCUAAAGACGUUUUGUUUACGGACACGAUCACCAUGAAAACACGCAGCCUUGAUUCACGAUUCACCCCGCGCGGGUUUUUGAAAGCUUUAAGUUUCGCGUCUCUGGAUAAGGAGGACUUGCUGAGUCCGAUAAGUCAUGGCAGCCUGCACCGCUCUUCUUCUCUGCGCUCCAUGGUACCCAACCCCACCUUUGGCUGCAGUGAGGAUUACAUCGGCCUCGCGUUACCCAUGGACAUUAACCACAUAUUUCAGAUUAAAGAAACCUCAUAUUUCCAGAAGAGAACAAGCCCCCCUGCCGGAGAGAAAUCUUCCAGAUUUCUUUUUGGAGAAACUGAUGAGUCGUGUCGUGGUCCUGCCCUGAAGCAGCAGGUCAGCAUCACAGAGCUGUUAAACAGCAGCCGGUCAGAUCAGCAUCAUCUGUUGGGUGAUGAUGAGACUACAGGUUUACAGGAACACACAGAGGAGAACUGCCUGUACUGCAGCGCUCUUACUGCCCUCGGCUCAUACACAAACAACCAUCUGAAUAACACACACACUCGCACAGAUCUGUGUGAGGGUUUCACUGCGUGGCACGGUCAGCCAUCCCAUAAUCACCUGGAGGUGGUCGCCCAGUCUAAGUACUCUGGUGUGUCGGGCUGCAGUGAUGCAGCUGUGAGUCAGGGCUCGGCCAGCAGCACACCCAGUACUGAACUUAUACUGGGUGGUAAGGCAAUAUCUGAGGACGGACCUGCCUGCAGAGUCUUGUUAAGAAAGGAGGUUCUCCGAUUGGUCAUCAAUCUUAGCUCAUCAGUCGGUACCAAAGGCCAUGAAACUGGACUGCUCACGAUAAAGGAGAAGUUUCCAUAUGCGUUCGAUGACAUCUGUCUCUACUCCGAGGUCUCCUUCUUGUUGGCCAAUUGCAUGUUUCGUCUGGCUUCACGACGCUUCAUCCAGGAGCUUUUCCAGGACGUGCAGUUCAUUUCGUUGUAUGAUGAAGCUGAAGCCGUGUUGGCUAAACCACCGAAAUCUGUUCCAGCGGAGACUCCGGAGUCUUGAUACCUCCUACAAACUUUCUGAAACACCUCACCGCUGUUAUGUCCCAUCCCUCCAUUUCAUCUUCCUUCGUCCCAUGCACACAAGGAAAUGGCGGAUGGCGUAUAAACGUGGAGUGGAUGAAUGAAGAGGAUGAUCGCUCUGCUUCGUGUGUAAAAUAAUGAAGCACUUACUGGAAUAGAGAUCGACUUUUGCACAGAAAAGAAAUUCGACAAACAAGCCCCUGCACUGUGUUUUUCUACAGGGAACAGUUUACCAAAUAAUGUCUUCAGGCUGUGAAAUGAAUGAGCGCUUCGAAUGGACAAAGACUUUAAAAAUUUAGUGGACAAAAAUCCUGUUUACAUUUUAAGAGUGCUGGAUGUACAGAUGAGGAAAGGUCUGUGAUCCGGUGUCUGUACAUGUCCUGAUGUUUCAGAUCGCCGUCAUGUAAACACUACAGAAAACUCAGCGGCAACUAGGAAUUUAUGAGAGAAAAGACAAAACGUGAAUAACACAAAUGCUAUUUAUUUUUUCGUCUUUUUUGUAUGCGUGUUUGGAUUUUUAUGACUUCCAGACAAUCAGAAUUCAGUAUUUUUGAAAAGUUGCAUUGGGAAUCUGUCAUCUUAGUCGUCUUGUGAAACAUAUUUAUAAGCAGCACUGUUUAAAUCACUGUUCAAAGCGACACGUGGACGUUGACACGCACGUUUACACAGCUGAUGGAAAUCUUAUUGUGGGAUUGGCAGUAGUGUUCAGAUAUGGUGAAUAUUACAAAACCUUUUAAGAACACACCUGACACUGUAAAAAAGUUGUUUCAACUUAAAAAAGUAAGUUAUCUGGUUUAAGAUCAUUCAACAUAAAAAUAUUAGUUGAUAAACAGUAUUUUUACGUUGAAUCAACUCAAUUUUUUAAUGCAACCAGGUAACUUACUUUUUUAAGUUGAACCAACAAAUGUUUUGCAGUGUAUUUACCCCUAGUAAAAAAAAUUAUAUCAGGAUGUAUAAAUAGUAAAAAAAAAAUUAAAUUAAAUUCUUUGCAUUUCAGUGAUCGAAUUGUCCUUUACUGUAAAAGUGAAAAGUUGGAUCAACUUAAGAAAAUAAUUCGAGUGGUACCACCUUAAAUUAUUAUUUUUUACUUAUGCUUUCUCAUUUUUCAGCUCCCCUAGAGUUAAACAUUUGAUUUUUACCGUUUUGAAAUCCAUUCAGCCGAUCUCCGGGUCUGGCUGUACCACUUUUAGCGUAACUUAG